AUAUCCCGCCUUUGCACUCGGAAGUUUCUGCGCAAUGUGGACGGGGUUUGUUUUGUGGAAGAACGUGUAGCUUUACCCGAGGGACCGUCCAGAAUGCCUGGGUUUGAAUUGGAGCAAGUGGAUGGAGGCCAACCCAUUGACCUGCCUUACGGAGAGACUGUCAUUGGAAGAGGACCUUUUCUUGGAGUGAGUGAUAAAAGGGUGUCCAGAAACCAUGGUGUUUUGGAGAACGUUGAUGGCCAGCUGCGCCUCAAACCUACACACCUGAACCCCUGUUUCAUUCAGACAUCUUUGGGAGCACCUUCUGAGCCUCUGGAGAAGGACCAGUGGCACUGCCUAAAGGAGGGGUCCAUUUUCUCCCUCCUACCUGGGAAAUAUGUCUACAGAGUGCGGGUCAUAACGGAGGACAGCACACUCAGCAACAGCCAGGGUUUUGAAGAGGAGACGCAGACAGAAACAGAGGAGAAUUCUAAGCCUUCCCGAGUGAGUCAGGAGACACAAGAGUACAAUCCUCAGGCCAAGAGCAGUACGCCUCUCAAGACUGAAUCGGCACAAACAGCCCCAGAGGAGGAGGAGAAGGAUGAAGACGCACACAAACCUGACCCUACCUCCUGCGGCCAGGCUAAUGAUGUGUCCAGCCCUGCUAAAGCAGUUGAGUCUGCCCCUCUGACUCCUCAGAGGAAGAGAGUUUUACCUGCCUGGAUGACAGCCGCCACUCCUGCAGCCCAGAGCCCAUCGACAGUGAAAGCAGCUACUAAGCGAGCUCCAGCACAAGCUUCUGCCUCGAAGGCAGCUGCAGCUCAAUCUAAACGAGCCACAGGGCCCAAAAGGGCAAGAACCAAGAAGUCUUCAUCAGGAGAUGAGGAGGAUGAAGACGACGAAGAGCACAUCAAUGUGGAACAGAAGCCCAGAAAGAGACCGAAGAAGUUGAACAGUGACACAGAGGAGAGCCAGGAUCAAGCUCCCGCCCCAAAAUCAAGCCAAGAAAGGUCACUCGAAGACAGACUCAGCGAAGACUCUGAAGAAGAGAGGAAAGGAAGAGCAAGUAAGAGAGCAGAGGCUGCUCCGAAGUCCAGGGCUGGAGGCUCAACGGCAGAGGCAGGAGACUCUGGAAACUCAGAGGUCAAAAAGCUGCUAUCACAGAACGGAAAGCAGAGCAAAAAGACCAGUUCUUCGGAAAACAGCUCCAGCAGCAGCAAGCCCAGAGUUAAGUGCCGGACACCAUGUCCCUAUGGCACCUCCUGUUACAGGAAAAAUCCAGUCCAUUUCCAGGAGUGUAGUCACCCAGGAGAUGAUGACUUUGAGGAAGAGCUAAGUAACAGCAAUGAGGAUGAUGACGACCGGCCUGAAUGCCCUUAUGGAACUGACUGUUAUAGAAAGAAUCCUCUACACAAAAAAGAGUACAAACACACAAAACCUCCAGCAAAGAAGUCUGUGCCAGAUGAUGAGGAUGAUGAUGAUGAUGAUGAUGAUGAUGAUGAAGACCGCUAUGAGAACAGCUUCAUUAAUGAUGAAAGUGAAGAAGAGGAAGUGGAUGAAGACUCUGACUACGUGCCCGAGUCAGAUGACGGUGGGAAAGAGGACAUUAAACGGCUGCAGAAGGAGGCCAAAGCUUUUCUGAGGAGGAAGAAGUAAAUAAAACCCAGAACCAGACAAACAGCAGGGGUUCCUAACUGGAGUUCCACCUUUUGUCAGAGCUUAGAUCCUGCCCAGCACCUGCCUCUAAUAUUAAAGAUUUGUCCAAAAAUCAUAUUUACACAGUGCUUUUCCUUACCCCCAAAAGUAGCCAGUCAGCCAAGACAUGACUGGUGUCUGGAGUUUGGUUCUUCAGCUUUGUGCUGGAGCUACAAGGCCAAUGAAGUUAACAAGCAAUGAAACCAUUAUCCACCUUUAACUGUGAGCGUUGUAUACUGCGUGCUGAAACUGUAUGUCGUUUGUGACAUUGCAUGACAUACUGUUACCUAAAAAAUGGACUGAAAUACAGACAACAUUUUAGACUUUAAGAUGGCUGCUACUACUGUUUUAGCUAUGCAAUUUACACCUUAUUAACAUGUAGAAAAUGUUCGUAGGUUACAUUCAUACAGGUGCCCAAUGGACCUGGUGCUAAUGCUGUUUACAUGGGUUGCCUCAGCAGGAAAAAAUUAAAGGGGAAUAAUUUUGUAUGUUUAUCUCUGUGGCCUGUUUUUCCAUCAAGUUGCAGCACAUUUUAACUCCUUUAACUGCUUCAGUUUUCCUGUUGCUACUGAUGUAUACAGAUGCGAUAUACUUUUGUCCAUUUUUAUAGAUGUCAGUAUGUCAUAAAGUGUCAAACAACAUAAGUCUGUUUGAGAUUACUUAGCAACACUGGCUGUGGUUACAAGAUUUUUUGGCAAUCCAACCGAAUAUAUGUGAAUUGUAGAUUAAGAUUGGGGUGUUUUUAUGCUUACUCUACUCAACAAUCUGGUGGCAAGUCUCCAUUUACAUGCAAACUACAAGUAAUCAGAUCCAAAAUUCUGCACAUGCGUAGAGAACCACCAAAGUGUAGGCGUUACCGUGACAACGUGCAGCAUGUGAGUCCAGAGUGAGAUGAGCAGCAGUGAGCAGUGCCUGUGUUUUUAAUUGUGCCAGUUGUCUUUAAAAUGAUGUCAGACUCAGGAAAACAUCCUUCACAUAUACUUAACACAUAUAAGAAGGCCUAGAGGAAGACGUCGUAUUCAGAGACACAUAAGUUGAGCGUCCUGUCCCACCGCCGUCUUUUAAAGUUGAAAGCACAAACUUCAUCUGCUCUGUAGAUCAGUUUCUGCUCCCGCCAUGUUGAACAGUAUAAACUUUUGCUAUGAUGUGACGCACAUGCGCAGAUCGUAUUUAAAAUUUCCGAUUGGGAAUGUGAUCAGAUGCAGUUGUUUAUAUGGUUAUUAUUCUUCUGUGUAACUGAUUAUUUACAGGAUUACCAACUUUGUUCCAUUGGAUAGAAACUGGAUUUUCGAAUGGCCUCAAUCAGAGUAGCCUAUUCCAAAUGAGGUGUAUACAUGGACAUAUUCUAUUCCGAUUGACCUAUUAGUCUGAUCAGUAACAGAUUAUUAGACUGUGUGUAAAGGUGGCUACUGUUUGGGGCAAGUGAGUGAUGAUUUAGGCCAGCAGUUUGCAUGAUGCUAACGUGGCUGAAAGGUUUGUUGUUUGCCAGCCUUUUAUCUCCACUACAAAACUAAAGUAUAAAACUUAACACACUAGACAUGUUUUGGCUGAUCAAUUGCAUUUGAUUAAAUUUGUAUUUGAGUAAAUUGAUUUUUUUAGCCAAGCCUUUGCUUUCAAAUGUCACUGGUGACGUCCGAAGACUGAUUCAUUAGCUGGGUUGGGCAAGUCAGGUUUCCCUCCACAGUACAGUACAGUACAGCACAGUACAGUCCACAUUGAGCUAUAAACAGAAAUAAACUCUCAGGGUAAGAGUGUUGUAAGAACCUUUUCUGUGCUUCUAAUUGUGUAGAAAAACUGAGCCCAGUUGAGAACUCUUUGAUGAAUCAUCAUCUGGAAGCCUUUAGGUUCUUCACGACAAACAUGAAUUGAAUGUACCAGGCAAAGAGAUCACAGAUUUCCAGAACCAACAGUGAAGGAAGACUUUGUUUAAGGUAUUUAUCUGUUCAGAACUGUAAGUAACAGACUUUAUUCUUUCAAAAUUGAGAAUUGAAAAAUGAAGGCUGGCAAAAGUGGUGACCCUGAUCAGAUGUGAUGACCAGUGUAUUGCUGCAGUCUUAACAAAAAACACUGUCCCAAAGCUUUUUAAAACCACUGUCGAGGCUCUGAUUAGAACACAUCUGGCAUAUUGUGAGUUGUUUUUUAAUGUUUGCAUUACUCAAUUUUUAAGGUUUGUAGGGAUCUGUAAGUGGUUUCAGGGACAACGUGAAUGUGUGCCUAUUUUUCCAUUAUUUGUUUUAGAUGCACUUACAGCUGUUUCCUUUAUAAUUAUUGUUUUUAAACCAAUAUUUUUAUAUCAUCUCUGUGUUCUGUGUUUAUGGUCUGUUGUGCAUAUAAUGUAAGUGGUCAAUAAGUAACAUUUUAUUAAAUUGUAAUUGAAAAUGCAA
Pygocentrus nattereri (red-bellied piranha) is the source of this 4058-nucleotide messenger RNA. It is a transcript of the gene aplf, whose product is annotated as aprataxin and PNKP like factor. The record is from RefSeq and is a predicted model, not a curated record. Gene Ontology annotation, cellular component: nucleus; site of double-strand break. Lineage: Eukaryota; Metazoa; Chordata; Actinopteri; Characiformes; Serrasalmidae. Gene Ontology annotation, molecular function: protein binding; 3'-5' exonuclease activity; DNA-(apurinic or apyrimidinic site) endonuclease activity. Gene Ontology annotation, biological process: double-strand break repair. The transcript has 11 exons. The coding region runs from base 94 to 1635 and encodes 513 amino acids.